This is a messenger RNA of Lymnaea stagnalis (great pond snail), 5252 nucleotides long. The record is from the annotation of a GenBank genome assembly. NCBI's taxonomy places the organism in Eukaryota, Metazoa, Mollusca, Gastropoda, Lymnaeidae.
AGGUAAUAUCCGGUUCUGGCCCUUGGAAAGGCGUUUUGAAACUGCGAUUGUGCUGAAAUAAUUUUACAUUUGACAAAUUUGAUAUAAUUUCGUGAUGAUUCUAUUAUCAUCCCUUUACCGUACUUUGGUUGCCAUUGGUGAUAGGCACGUACCCACAAAGUUUCUGUCACUAUGGCAUCACCCAGCAGGUUAUUGCUACUUAUUAACAGUUUCUUAGUUUGACUCUCUUGACUCAUGAACAUUGAAACUGAAUAUUGACAAUCAAGCCCAGAGUUGUUGUAGAUACUUUGGUCAAAAAUGUAAACAUUUUUUAAAAAUAAACCAAUGGCACAGUUGAAUAGAGCUAAUUUUAAACAUAAUUAUAACACCAAAAUCAUAUUUUUAGCUGUUGUAGUUUUAAAGUUAUGAAUUUUUAAAGUACGACUUGGUUUGUCAUUUUUUAACAUGGACUGCAUCUCCACAUUCUGUGACCUCAUUCCACUGAUCGCGUCAUGCGCAAUGACUAUAUAGUUUAUAUAAGGCAAUGCAUUCCCUUAUCACUAAAAUACUGUUUAGGGUCGACUUAUUUUAAACUUUCAACUUUGGCACAUGAAUAAUUAAUAAAAGCUUUCCCUGACCAAUGGUUUAAUAGCUUUUGCACACGGCAAACUCUUAUGAAUGAAACUCUGAGAUAGUACUACGAUGUAGCCGUUAUGCAAGUGGCUGUGAAUGGUUGCCAAUGACAACGUGUUGCACACGGAAAAUUCUGAUCAUUUAUAUUAUGGACUCUGCAGGGUUUUUAAAGCUCAAAUUAAAACAUUUCCAGUUUAAAUGUCUUCAAAAUGCAUUCUGAAACACAAAAUAUAAAAUAUUUUGAUGUAUAUAGUGGUAAUAAUUAAAUAUUUCCUAAGUAUCGGCAACUUCCGCCAUUAAAAAGGGGGCGUGGCCCAAGCCAUGUCGAAAUUAGGCUGAGCCACCUAAUGGUGAUAUGGGUCACUGUGACAAGUGUAACAAACGUGGGACACGACCUACAUCAAUGAAACUUGGCACAGAUAUAGAUCAAUAUCUAAUGCUCAUACAGAUUUAAUAAAAAAGGACCUUAUCUUAUUAUUUCACAAAAAAUUUUGUAUGCGAAGAUGCCUUAUAUAUACCAAAGAUUUUCAAAAUAAAGGUCGAUUGAAAAAAGCAAAAUAGCUUGCUAGAAAUGUAGGCCAAGAUGUCUUCCAAAUUAUAAGGCUGGAAACGGAACUCAAAUAUAUGUGGAAAGAACUAAUUUAAUAAUAAAUAGACACACACAUCGGAAAAUUAAAAACUCGGAUUUUUCGGCGCCGAUGCCCAUUUCCGAUACAAAAAAAAUAGUAGUCUCCCUUCUUUCAUCAAAGUAUCUAGUUGUUGGUAGACAGAAAGUUGUUGUAGAGUUGAAUUGAUUAGAUACAAUUCUUUUAUCUAUCCAAAUAAAUGGGAAUGUUUAUACUAUUAUGCUUGUUUACAUCAUCUCCACGAAAAUGAUUGCGGGACAUGAACUCAUGCAAAUAUGAAGGGAAAAUAUUGCAGUUUGCUUGCCCAACUCAUGCCAACUGUCUUUUCAGUUUGCUAUUAUGUGCAUCAUCCACAUAUUUUCAACAGUCUGUGUGUAGACAUCAUUAUAAUUAUAUUAUGUUUUUUUUAAAAGACCAUACACUAGGGUGACCAAAUCAUGAUUUGGAAAAAGGACGGUUGUUGUUUGUUGUUGUUUUUUUGGGCGGUUGAUUGGGGGAGGGGGGAGAAUACCCUCCAGUUAAAGAAGGGUCAGGGGGCCUCGGCUGGGAACUGUUAAUUGAAAUAUGCUCAUUUUAACUAUGAAAUCUAACCUAGAAAUUUGGGGCACUCAGUCUUUUCCUUUGUUUCACUGAUGUGAUGUGUUGUUUUAUGUCUGAACGUCCACCAUGACCAACACUAAAAACAUUAUUUCGUAUUGCAAACUCUGCACUCGGCCUCACUUUCAUAGCGUCCCUUUUUAAUAUACCCGUAGUUCCACUCUUUGGACUACUCAUCCAUAACCAUACAUUGACGCUUGGGCAUAUUAUUGUGUUUACAUGAGAAGAUAAUAUAAAAUUAAAGAAUAAAGUUCAACACCCAAAACAAACAGGCCGGUAGGGAUCACACAUAAGACUAACACAUUACACGUAGCGGUCGUAGAAUCAAAAUUGUUUUCUGCACAGUUACAUCCUCCUCCCCCUGCGGCUUCAAGUCUCGUGUCUUUCGCUAUACAUUAACAUAUAAUAAGAUCUAUGGCAGGGACUCUAUGGUGGAGAGGGAACGGUGCAGCCAUCACGCGAGCCAAAAUAUUAUUUGAAUUUAUAUUAUAAAUUAGGAAGUUUUAGUGAUUAGAAAAUGUGUUUGGUUAAAAAAAAUGGGGCAUUUAGGCGUCCCGAGAGACUUUUUUGGGACGAUUGUGAAAAACAGGACAUCUCGUUAGUCAAUAAGUCUCCAAUAAUGAUUUUGCUGAUUUUUGUUAAUUUUUUUUUAAAGCUAGGAAAUUUAUUUAAGUAAGUUUAAUUUAUAAUAAACGUUUGAAUUUUCCUUCUUAUUAAUUUUAUUAUCUUAUUUCUAUAUUUUAGAACAAAUGUUAAAUACUAUAACAAUUAGAAAUAGCUAGUAAUUCAUAUAAUUCUAUGGCUUAUUUCUUCAACCUCCUUUAUUUAGAAGAAAAUUAUAUGCCUAAUGGUAAGUUUUCUUUUUCAGGACCUAAAACUAUUCACUUCUGGGCCCCAGGAGCAAAAUGGGUAUGAUUGUGUGAUCAUUAAUUGUAAACUUAUUUAUACUUUAAUAAUAAAAAGACUAAUAUUACUAAUAAUUCAUUGUGUAAUUAAAUUCAAUUUUGGUUUUCACUUUUCUUCCUACAACUUGUAACAAAAUUCUGUACAUUUCUCAACAGGCCUUAGUAAUUGCUGGUAUUGGAGAUCUGAGCCGACCUGCAGAGAAACUCAGCAUAUCUCAAUCAUCAGCUCUAGCUGCAACAGGUAGAUCUUAAAUGACUACAUGAAUACACAUAUAUUUAUGUAAUUUUUCAUAUUUUAGCAUAACUUAAAGAUUAUUCCAGGAAUCAUCUUUCAAAAUUGUCUGUUACUUGUUUGUUUUUAGAGUAUAUGACUUUUCAACAUUGAGUGAGGUUUAAGCAUAUGCAAAUCAAUAUUAAAAACUAAAAUUUUCACAUAUGAAGUCUAAAUGGGAACUCUCUAAUGUAAAUAAAAAUGUUUUUAUUUGCAGGUACAAUUUGGUCACGAUAUUCCCUUGUGAUUACACCUAGAAAUUUGAGCUUGUUUACAGUAAACCUUUUUGUUGGAUUAACUGGAUUUAUUCAGUUGGGAAGAGCCCUUCUGUAAGUACAUACAAUUUUGAUCUAAAGAGAAAGUGUACCUGGUGGAUUAAAUUGGUAGUUAUGUUAUAUGAAACUUGUAAGAUGUAAGUUAAUAAAUGUUCCAUUUCAAAUAAUCUGUUCAGGCAAUUAAGAAUUCCUAAUUUAUUGGAGGAUUAAGAAUGUUAAUUUGUCCUUAAGUGUUUAAAUUAUCAAAACUUUAGCAUUAUAAAUAAAUAAUAGGCUGGUCCACUGCUCCAGAAACUCGUCCCUUUCCCCCAUAGACAGCGACGAGGCCAUGACAGGCAGUUCCGGCUCAUGCCAGUGAGAAGCCAGUAUAGGAACUGCUCAUUCCUGCCAAAGACAAUUAGGGACUGGAACAAGCUUUCAAAGGGAACAGUUGAGGCGACAAUACUUGACACAUUUGCGUCUAUUGCCUCAUGCCUUCCAACCCCCAGUGUACGACACCCUCACAAAGUAGCCCUUGCAUCCAGUGAAAUAUUCUCAUCAGCACCAGGCACAGAAACAUUGCAAAUCCCCUCUACAUGCAUAGGAGCCAAAAUGAUCAAUAAAUUGAUCAUGGGCCCUUUAUAUAUAGAAGAAGAACAAAUAGGGCAAAGGUUGUCAAUGUAGUACCUAAUUAAAUAGAAACAAGAGUUGAUUAAAUUUUCUUUUCAGUUACAUUGCCCAAUUAUUCAAUGAAAUGUACUAAAAAUCCAGCUUUAUCUCCCUUAUAACUUUAAAUCUGUUGUUACCCGGUACUAACAAUUAGAAAAUCAUGCGUUAUAAACUGGUUUUCUAACAAAUGGAGAAUUAUUUUUUUGAAUAUCAUAUUUGACUAUUUGGUAACAUAAAGUGAUCAAGGUCAAAUCAAUUAUUGUGGUGUAGUGUGAUAUCUUGUGCUCUGGGGGUGAAGGAUCUAGUGAUGACUAAUGAACAAUUAUAAAAGAACACAAACUUAGCCUUUAGGUUAAUAAUGAAGUAACUGAAUAUCAGUACUUUUUAUUUCAGGUACAAACACAAUAAAAAACAAGCACUAGUACCAACUAAAGAAGUUUCUACUCCUUGAACAGAAAUUGGCUGUGCAAGUCUUCAAUCAGUCUGAAAUCAUUUUUAUUUUAUCAUUCCUAGUUUAAUGCACUCAGGGGCCCUACAUUCUUUUUAAAUUAUUGCUUUGUAGAGAUGUUUUUAAUUUUUACAAUUUUGUUGACUUGAGUGUGACUAUCAAAAUCAAGCAUGAGUUAAAAUUAAGUGGCUUUUUUUUUUUUUUUUAAACAGAUCUUUUUAUCUGAUCUAAGUCAAAAACUUACUUAUUUUGAAAAGUGCAAUUACACACAUUCAUGUAGAAAUAAAUAUUGACAUUGUCUUUCAUGAGACAUUUCAAUUUUAUCGGCCAGUUGUUGGUGUGAUUAAUUCAUUAAAGUCAUAUCGUGUGUCAGUGUGUGAUGCACGGAUGUGAGACUUUAAUAAAGAAAAUAUGUUACUCAACAGUUUGUUAAAUCUAUCAGUAAGAUGAUUGAAGACUUUUUUUUUGUUGAAACUUUAUUCUACCCUUUAAAUCUUCUGAUCUCAUUAAAAACCAUUUCAUUUGUAUUUACGGAAAUCACCUUGCUACUAAACUACUAAUCGACCAUUGAAUAUUAGAUAGGUCAAACUAAACUUUGAAAUACUCUGUUAACUUAAAACAUUUUGUUUAGAAAUAUUAUGAAUGUAAACAUGUGCCCUUGACACCUUUUUUUUUCCUUCUCUUUUUUGUUGUUGUUACUUUACAAAGAGUUUAAAAGAUUAUUUGAUAUUACUGCCCAUGCUGAAAAUAAUAUUGCCUUAUGUCUGAUCUGGUCCGAUCCACCUAUUUAUUUUGUCUUGGAAUACUCUUUAUUUUGUCUUGGAAUACUCUUUAUUUUGUCUUGGAAUACUCUUUAUUUUGUCUUGGAAU